AUGGCAUCACUCUUGCGCAAUGCAGCGGUGCGUCGCAGCGCACUGUGCUGCGCUGGACCUUCCAACGCCUCCCUGUCCGCCGCGACAUUCGCCACGUCCACACGCAGCCUGAUUGCGGAUAAGAAGACGGAUGCCACGCCUGCACGGGUCCACCGCUCCCAAUCUGAUGCUGCGGGUGAGGGGCAGGGUAAGACGCAGCGCGAAGCCAUCGCCUCGGCCAUGGGAGUGCUCGACACACUUGCGCGCGAUGUAGCCUCGCAACCGCCUCGUCCCCCCUCGACCGAAUCCGUGUCCACCCCAUCCUCACCGGGGCUGGAAGCGGUCUACGACACCACCGGCCCCGUCUACACACCAUCUACACUCCCACCUCGCACGGAUGCUACACUGGAGUUCCUUACGAACCUGCUCAUGAAGGCGGGCAAAAAGGCACAGGCGCAGAGGUUCACCACGCGCACCAUGUCGAUCCUUGCGACGGUGACCAACUCGAACCCGCUGCCGCUGGUGCACGAUGCGAUCGAGCGCACCGCCCCACUGGUGAAGCUGCAGAGCAAGAAGCAGGGCGGCAAGUCGCUCCAGGUGCCCGUAGCGCUCACCCAGCGCCAAAGCACGCGCAAGGCACUCACGUGGAUCAUCGAGGCCAGCAAGAAGCGCCCCGACCGAGAGAUCGAGAAGCGCCUCGCCGCCGAAUUCCUCGCCGUCAUCGAGGGCACCAGCUCCGCCAUCGCCAAGAAGGAGGAACAGCACCGAAUGGCGACCGUCAACAGAGCAAAUGCCGCCGUCCGAAUCUAA
Messenger RNA from Moesziomyces aphidis, 789 nucleotides. Lineage: Eukaryota; Fungi; Basidiomycota; Ustilaginomycetes; Ustilaginales; Ustilaginaceae. The record is from the annotation of a GenBank genome assembly.